Molecule: messenger RNA, 2443 nt
Organism: Prorocentrum cordatum
Lineage: Eukaryota; Dinophyceae; Prorocentrales; Prorocentraceae
Source: the annotation of a GenBank genome assembly
GUCCAUAGCGCUGGCCGAGGAGGCUCGCCCCGGAGACGGCCAGCUGGCGCUGGCCUGCGCCGACGAGGUCCACGAGGGAGACGCCCUGGUCCUCGUGGGCGGCCAGGACCCCGUCCAGCACGAGAUCGGUGUCCUCAAGGACGAGGUGCAGAAGGCCGUGCAGGCGGGGGAAGGCGACAGGGUCGUCGCGUUGGGCGAACGGCUGCAGGAGUUGCAGGGCAAGGGGGAGACCACCACCGAUGACACAGAGCAGUUCGAGGUGCGGGACGUGUCCUUCUCGGAGACCGGAGGAAGCCCAGUUGUCAUUGUAUCUUUUUCGGACGCACUAACGUUGUAUUAUCCCGCAGGUUCCAGUGCUGUCGUAUUGCCAUCGGGCGCGUUGGUUAAGACGACGACAACCACUGCGACAACGGAGACUGCCACGACAGUGUCCACUGCGACAGUCACGACCCUGACCACCUCAAGGACAACGACAACGACAGUUUUGCUUGGUGCGACGGGCCGAUCCUCCUCAGACAAUGAGCCGCUCAGCCCUCUGAGGUGGUGCCUGACGGUGACCGGAGUCGUCAUGAUGCUGGUUGCACUGGUCGGCUGGUGCUUCAGCCAGGGCUGCUCCAGGCGAGUCAAGAGACUUUUUGGGUUCAGAAGUCGGAUCAAAGAGAGCAGCCAGGUGUCGACGGCCCUGACGAAGGCGGCCAAGGUGGGGCAGAAAAGGUUGGACGUCCUAUCCACCGAGGGGUUUGCCGAAGGCGACCUCGUCGAGAUUAGCGGCGGUGGAAGAUCCGAGACCGGAACCAUCGCCAGCUUCGGAUCGAUCGUCCUUGCCCGCCCUCUGUCCAGCCACUACCCCGCCGGCUCGGCGAUCACAAGGCAGGCGCCAGCAGUUGUGAUCAUGAUGGCCAGCUGCGGGUCCAGCCAGGAGAACCAGGGCACGGCCCACGUCGAGGGCCCGGGCCAGCCCACGGCGCCGGGGGACUCUCCCUCCGGCAGCCCCAGCAGCGUGUGCACCGGCGCUCUGCUGAGCGCGCUGAGCUCGGGGCGCGAGCAGACCUGGGCCUCGCUCCUAGGCGGGGUGCAGGAGGCCAUGGCAGCUCAGGCCCGCGGCCAGUUCCCGGUGCUGAGCUCCACGCGCCGCCUGGACCUGCUGUCACCCUUCGGCGUGCUGAACCCCGGCGCUCCAGAUGACAACGGGCGCCGCAGGGCGCUGCUGAUCGGCCUCAACUACACAGGAUCGGAGCUCGAGAUGAAGGGCUGCCACGACGAUGUCCGCCUCGUCCAGGAGUACCUCAAGGGGCAGGGCUACGACGACGGCCUGCAGGAGGGAGGAGACGUGCGCAUCAUGCUCGACGACACUGCUUCGGAGGAUCCCACGCGGGCCAACAUGCUCCACGGAUUCCAGUGGCUUGUGGAGGGCGCUCAGCCGGGCGACUCGCUCUUCCUCUGCUUCCGUGGCCAGGGGAGGCAGGUGCAGGACGCCAGCGGCGACGAAGAGGACGGUCUCGACGAGGCCCUCGUGCCUUCGGACUUCGCGGCUGCGGGGCUGCUGUUGGAUGACGAUGUGUUCCGCCAGAUCGUGAAGCCGCUUCCGGCUGGCGUGCAGUUGAUCUGCAUCAUGGACUGCAGCCACAGUGGAAGCAUCCUGGACUUGCCUUUCGAGCUCGUGAUGGACGAACAGGGGGCGCAGAGCAUACGACAAGGGGCGUACACUGUGCACGUCAAACCAGAAGUCGCAGGCCUACAGGACUCCAAUCGCGCCGAUUUGGUCCACCGGGUCUUCGCCAGGUUUGACGAGGACGGCGACAACCGCCUCAAGGAGUCCGAGAUGCACAAGUUCGCGCUGGCGACCGAGCAGGCCGUGCUGCGCGGCCUGGCCGCGCGGCACGGCGAGCACGACGCGGACCCGGCCGAGCCCGGCCCCGCCGCGAGCGGCCCCCCCAGCGACGCGGGCGGCGCGCCCUCGGCGCCCGGCGGGGCGGCGGCCGCGGCGCCCGCCGCCCAGCCCGCGGGCGCCCCGGAGGCCGGCGCUGCCAGCCCGAGCGCCUCCCCGAGCGCCAGCAGCCGCUGCAGCCCGCGGGCGGAGCCGGCGCCGCAGGCGCCGCCCUCCCCGGCGCCGCGCCCGCUGCCGCCCGGGGUCCCGCCGCUGCAGCUGCCGCUGCAGGCGCCGCCCGAGCCGCCCCUCGAGCCGCCGCCCGGGGCGCCGCCUGCGGAGCCGGGCGGCUGGCCGUGCCCCGUCUGCACGUUCAGCGAGAGGGCCCCCAGGCUGACACGGGCGCACUUUUUUGGCCCCGGCGGUGCGGCCACGCGUGCAGCAGCGCGGCGAAGUCGGGCCGAGGUCGGAGGAAGCGUGCGUGCCGACGCAGGCACGCAGAGUCUGCGCGGGCACCUUCCACCGCCCCCCAUGGCGCUCAAGAUAUGCGGCUCUGAGCGGCCGACUGGUGAGUGA